Nipponia nippon (crested ibis) is the source of this 2820-nucleotide messenger RNA. The record is from RefSeq and is a predicted model, not a curated record. NCBI's taxonomy places the organism in Eukaryota, Metazoa, Chordata, Aves, Pelecaniformes, Threskiornithidae.
AUGGGGAGCGCCCGGCCCAUCCUCUGCCUCCAGCUGUGGCUAUGGGUGCAGACCUCUGCCCAGGAGCUCGACCCUGGCGGCAGGAACGUCUGCAGGCUCCCCGCCGGCCCGGCGUGCUGCCCCGGCUGGAAGCAGGAAGGGCGGGAGUGCACGGCGGCGCUGUGUGAGGGGGAGGACGCCUGCGGGGCGGACGAGGUGUGCGUGAGACCUGGGGUUUGCCUCUGCAAACCCGGCUUCUUCGGAGCAGACUGCAGUUCCCGCUGCCCCGAGCAGUACUGGGGCCCCGACUGCAAGCGGAGCUGCCCGUGCCACCCCAACGGGCGCUGCGACCCGGCGAGCGGGCGCUGCACCUGCGACCCCAACCACUGGGGAGGGCUCUGCCAGUUCCCUUGCCAGUGUGGCCCCCACGGCCACUGCGACCCCCUCACCGGCCCCUGCCGUUGCGAGCCGGGCUGGUGGGCGCCCACCUGCAAGAAGCAAUGCCAGUGCAACCCCGCCAGUUCCCACUGCGACCCGCUCACUGGCCACUGCCGCUGCCUGCCGGGCUGGUGGGGCAGGAGGUGCAGCUUCAAAUGCUCCUGCAACCUCUCGCCCUGUGCCCAGGAGACGGGCAAGUGCGAAUGCAAGGCUGGGUUUUGGGGGCCGGCAUGCCAGCGGCGCUGCGACUGCCUGCACGGCUCCUGCAGCCCCCUCAGCGGGCACUGCAGCUGCAGCCCCGGCUACCAGGGCAGGAGGGGGCAGCGGGGGGGUCCUGCGGGUACCCAGGGGCUGCAGACCUCACCGCCCCUCUGCCCGUGCAGCUGUGGGAGCUGCAAGCGCAGCCAGCCCUGCUCGCCCGUGGACGGCUUCUGCCUGGCCUGCCAGCCCGGCUGGAACGGGACCCUCUGCAAGGAGCCCUGCGCACCCGGCUUCCACGGCGAGGGCUGCCUCCAGCCGUGCCCCCGCUGCCGGCGCGGGGACAUCUGCGACCCAGAGACCGGGUCCUGCCCGCGCUGUGAGCCCGGCUGGAUGGGACCCAGCUGCAACAGCUCCUGCCCCGCGGGCACCUUCGGCGACGGAUGCCAGCUCCUCUGCCCCGAGUGCGUUGCGGGGAGCUGCGACCCCGUGUCAGGAGCUUGCAUCUGCCAGGCAGGCUACUGGGGAGCCAGCUGCAACGACACCUGCCCAGAGGGGUAUUUUGGCGUGAACUGUUCCUCGCCCUGCCAGUGCUCCCGGGGGACCUGCCACCCCGCGCGGGGUGACUGCAUGUUGAGUUUUAAGGACCACGGGGCCCUGGCAGCCGCCAUCCUUGUCCCUCUCCUGCUGCUGCUGCUCUGCGUCGCCUGCUGUUGCUGCGGAGCCGGCCCAGCAGAUGCUAGAGACAGGUAUUUGUUAUAUUUUGCACCUUCAAUGCAAAACCCUGUCUUCUGCACCCCUUCACACCCCCCUCCCCUGCGCAGGGCGGCCGUGCCGGACGAUGACGUGGUGGCCCGGAUGAAGCACCAUGUGCGGGGGGUGCUGGCAAACCUCAGCGCUAUGAUGCCUUGCUUUUCCCUGGGCGGCUACAAACUUCCCAAAGUCACAGGUAAAAAAAGCAGAGCUGCCGACAGCCCUUCCAGGGUGUCACCGCCACCCUGUGCUCUUUGCAUUGCACCCCGGGGUGCCCGAGCUCAGCUGGGUGUCUUCUCCUCCCCAGUUUCCCACCACGACACGGAAAUCCCCUUCAAUCCCAGCUUCAUCGAGCCGCCGUCGGCCGCGUGGGUUUCAGACAGCUCCUUCUCCUCCUUCGACACCGACAACGAGGGACCCGAGUACUCCGUCCCUCCCAGAGAAGGCGUCCCGCUGCUGGGGGGGGCCGAGCUGCAGGACGGGGUGUCCCCCCUCGGCGAGGCGCUCCCGGACCCAUCUGCCUUCGACUCCGAGGACGUCUCGCAGCCCUUUGCCAUCCCCCGCACCUCCAGCAUCGCCAAGGCCAAGCGGCCCUCUGUGUCCUUUGCUGAGGGGACAAAAUUUGGGGCGGCGGAGACCCCCAGCCCCGGGCGGAAGCCCAAGACCCCGUGGGGCCCAUCCAAGCUGUCCCCACCGCUGGGGGACGUGGCAGCUGAGCCCCCCCCUGCACGACCAGCCAGCGAUUGCUACGAGAGCCCCGAGCCCUUUGGCAAGGGGGAGGAAAGCCACCGGCCAUCGCCCCGGGCCACCCCGGGGGGACGCCGGCGGGUGGUCUCUGGCACCAGGCACGUGGCUCAGAGAGUGGAGGCACUUGAAGCGGCUGCGAAAUCCGGCAGCUGGGAGGCAAAGGGGAAGGAGCCCAACGUCACCACCAUCUACAUGAUGGUGGGAACUACUGGGCAGGACCCCAAGACGGAGGGCGGUGGCGAGGGACCGGUCCAGGCUGUGCUCAAGCGGCUGGGCAGCCUGCAGAGGGGCAAGUGGGCUUCAAAGGAGGAGCCCAGGGUGAGGAGGAGCGUUGAGGCCAUCCAGAAACCGCCCCGCCGGGCUCUGGCACAGUGCAGAGACUCGGUGAGUAGCUGCAAGCAGAGGGAGAGUGUCCCAGGGGCUCCCACUGAGCCGUCCCCUGGCAAGCACCAGCAUCUCCCUGGGAAGAGACACUCCUUCCUUCUCGCAUCUCCCUCGCCAAAAAGCACUGGGGCCCAGGAUGGGGCCAGCGAUGCCGUAGGUGCCACGGAGAGGGGCAAAAGCCCUGAGUUAGUCCUCAGCCUCGAAACAGAGGGACAGGCUGUCCCAGAGGAAGAGCCGAAAUAUGAAAACGUGAUCAGCGGCAGUGCCGAUUCGCCCCCCGGCCCCGCCAAGGAGCCGCCGGCUGCCCCUGCGGCCACCUGA